CCUAGUUCCAAACAAUGCGUUCGGUGACUUCAUAGCUUUUCGAAGAUUCUGCAGAAGUUUCUUAUCUUGGCACCAAAGGAAAAUGCAGUGCUGCUAUCUAUUCCAUCUGUACGCGCUAUGCUUAGUCAUGUUCAGAGGAUACGAUCCCGAGUCGAAUGAAAAGCUUCCCCAAACUAGCCAACCGAGCUCGUACGCCGCACAAAUAUUUCGAACCCUCAUCAGCUAUGACAAUAGCUCUGAUGACAACGAAGAGCCGAGUGAGUUCAGUGAUGGGCGCUUCAAUUCUUUAGAGACAGCCUUCAGAGAUUGCACGAACGACAACGUGAACAAGGAGUGGGACACGCAUGCUAGGAUGUUUUGUACUGACCAAAGCCUAGAGUGGUUAGCGAGGAGGUUCGUCAAAAUCGCCUGGAAGCUUUUCGUGAAGCGUAGCCUCUUCUUGACGUGUAGUGGACUCGUCGGCAUCGGACCCAUUGGCACAGCACCUGGACAUGAGAUCUGUAUUCUCGAUCAAUGUCCCCAACCUAUCAUCCUGAGGAAGUGCCGCGAGGACCUUUGGGAACAUAUGGGUACCUCUUGA
This is a messenger RNA of Truncatella angustata, 580 nucleotides long. RefSeq lists its product as uncharacterized. The transcript has a single exon. Bases 83 to 580 code for a protein of 165 amino acids. Lineage: Eukaryota; Fungi; Ascomycota; Sordariomycetes; Amphisphaeriales; Sporocadaceae. The record is from RefSeq and is a predicted model, not a curated record.